Molecule: messenger RNA, 1777 nt
Organism: Engraulis encrasicolus (European anchovy)
Lineage: Eukaryota; Metazoa; Chordata; Actinopteri; Clupeiformes; Engraulidae
Product: cortexin-1
Exons: 2
Coding region: 753-1037 (94 amino acids)
Source: RefSeq, a predicted model, not a curated record
AGAGAAGAGAAGAGAAGAGAAGAAAAGAGAAGAGAAGAGAAAAGAGGUGAGGAGUGACAGGAGACAGCUGCAGCAGCAGCAUCAUCACCAUCUCAUCUCCUCACCCGAUCCAAACCCCCUCCGAUCCUUCCACACCCCCUCUGGCUCUGCCUUGGGCUUCCUUCCUGUGCCUCUACUUAGCAGCCUGGCACCAGCCUCAGUGCCAGCCCCAGAACCAGCACCAGCAGUGGCCAUCCACACCCUUCCACUGCCCAGCAUAGCACCUCCACCUCCAUCACCUCUACCACGAACACUGCUGCCUAGAGAGCCCACCACCUGUGGCUGAGCCCAGACAGAGGGCGUGAACAGAAAGGAGACAAAGGAGGGAACAGUGAGAAGAGAAGAGAAGAGAAGAGAAGAGAAGAGAAGAGAAGAGAAGAGAAGAGAAGAGAAGAGAAGAGAAGAGAAGAGAAGAGAAGAGAAGAGAAGAGAAGAGAAGAGAAGAGAAGAGAACAGAAGAGAGGUGAGGAGCUCCUCUACACGUCCACCAACCAUCUCCUCUCCUCUCCCAACCCUCCAUCUCCUCUCCUCUCCCAACCCUCCAUCUUCACUCCUCUCUCCCCCCUAAACUCCAGCAGACGUCCCCACGUGCGCCCCCACUCUACUCUCCCCCUAAACACCGGCAGUUGUUCCCCUGUGCGUCUCUGGUCGCCAUCCCGCUGGUCACCAUCCCGCCGACGCUCUGCAGGUCCUGCCGCUGGCCCCCGUGGAGGAUGAGCGAUGGCCCCACCUUGGACUUUGAGCUCUUCUCCCCAGAGCCCCUGUUUCGCGCCGCCGGCAUGCCCCCCAGCAGCAGCUCCUCCCCCUCCGUCUUCGUGGGCGACGCCGAGCAGAAGACGGCCUUCGCCUUCGUGGGGCUCCUGAUGCUCUUCCUGGUCUUCCUGCUGGUGCGCUGCUUCCGCAUCCUGCUGGACCCCUACAGCCGCAUGCCCUCCUCCUCCUGGACCGACCACAAGGAGGGGCUGGAGAGGGGCCAGUUCGACUAUGCGCUGGUCUGACUAAUGCUGACAGCCCCUCCAGGGACGGACGGUAGUGUUGAGUGUUGUGAGCAGUGCACGUAAUGACACUAGGGCCUUGACUGGUGGAGCAUUGAGAGGGUGGUAGUGGGUGCGUAUUUGGGUGUUGUGUUGUGGUGUGGUGUGGCGUGGAGUGGUGUGGAGUAGUGUGAUGGGGCUGGUUUAUGGAAGCGGCGAUAUUGUGCCCAACCCUUCAAGCCACAUAUGUCUGGGACGGGUUGAAGAGUUGUGACCAGGACCGGAUUAUGAUGGCCCAGGGCCCCUAGGCUACAGGUUGCUGUGGGCCCCCCUCCAAGACAAAUUUUGAGGCAAAAAUACAUCUUAACAUUAACUUCCGAGCUAGGAAUUAAGGAUAACCUGUCUGUCAACCGUGGAGAGUAGUAUUGACAGAUUUUUCAAAUCUGUACUCGAUACAACAGAUGAAUUUGAAUAUGAAUUUUCAAUAUUGCAUCUUAUCACAAUUCUGCAAUUUUUCGACUUUUGGCCAAUCAGGGGGCCCCUGGCAGGUGGGGGGCCCUAGGCUGCAGCCAUAUGUAGCCUAUGCGUUAAUCCGGCCCUGGUUGUGACAUGCAUUAGUGAACAGGGUCAAGAGUGGCAGAUGGAGCGUAGUGAGGUGAUGCUCCUCCUGGGUGAUUUUUUUGUCACUUCUUCUUCUGAGAUGGUGUUUUCAUUGAUCUGCAAAUAGUUCUAACACACAUCUCAGUAUGCCAGACAUCACAUCA